Solanum dulcamara is the source of this 1283-nucleotide messenger RNA. RefSeq names its product deSI-like protein At4g17486. Gene Ontology annotation, biological process: protein deubiquitination. Bases 452 to 1123 code for a protein of 223 amino acids. Lineage: Eukaryota; Viridiplantae; Streptophyta; Magnoliopsida; Solanales; Solanaceae. The transcript is spliced from 3 exons. The record is from RefSeq and is a predicted model, not a curated record. Gene Ontology annotation, molecular function: deubiquitinase activity.
UCGCAGUGGAUAUCAUAAUGAGUGUACGUUACUUUCUCCCAGAAAAAUCGAUUUUUUCAAAUUUUAAAUAAGAAAAAAAUAAAACUGGAUCACCUAAAGCUCAGAUUCCUAAGUUUCCAACCUUUCUUCUUAAAGGUUUUUCCCAAAUUCCCUCUCAAAUUUAUAAAAAGCCUCUUUUUUUCCUCGGUUCUGAACAUUUGAUGUAGUAUAAAAACAACCCACUCUCCGCCAAAAAUAGACGGCGCUGCACUAUAACGCCGCCGCUAUUAACCCCCACCUUCUCCCAAGAAACAAAAAGCCCAUAAUUCUACCUGAAUUUUGUUAUUAAAGAUUCAUUUUUCUGUUCUAUAAUGUGGGUGUUUAGUGUUUUUCUUUAGCUAUGGUUAUAGAGUAAAAGGGUGUUGUUAGAAGGAGGAUUUUUUUAUUUUUUUUGGGUGGGUUUUGUUCAAAGAUGCUGUGCAGAAAGAAUUCAGUUAGUUGUGGGCGUGGGUCGGUGCCUGUGUAUCUAAAUGUGUACGAUCUUACUUCCAUUAAUGGUUAUGCUUAUUGGCUUGGUCUUGGGGUUUACCAUUCUGGUGUUCAAGUUCAUGGAGUAGAGUAUGCAUUUGGAGCUCACGAGUAUCCAACAACGGGGAUUUUCGAAGGGGAACCGAAACAGUGCGAGGGAUUUACGUUUAGGAAGGCGAUUUUGAUUGGAUGGACUGAGAUGAGUCAUGGAGAAGUGAGAAGAGUAAUGGAAGAGUUUGCUGAAAAGUAUCGAGGAAAUGCGUAUAACCUUAUAACGAAGAAUUGUAACCAUUUCUGCAAUGAUGCUUGUCUUAAAGUUUCCGGCAAUCCUAUCCCCAGUUGGGUAAAUCGACUUGCUCGAAUCGGUUUGUUUUGCAAUUGCAUAAUUCCAGCUAGCUUGAACUCGACCAAAGUUGGCCACCAUCGUAUCGAAGACAAGACAGGUGAAGGGGAGAAGAAGAAACUUAGAAGCCGCUCUAAUAGGCUGACUCCAUCGUCGGAUUCAUCAUCUCCAUCUUCGUCAUGUUCUCCUCCGCUUGUCACAACCUCAAGCAACAGAAGUCGAGGCAAAAGCCCGGUGCCUUCAUCUUCACCAUUGAUAGUCAAUUCAAUAUAGAUUUCUUCAUGAAGAAGAAAGGCCUCUCUGCAUGCUUUGUUCUGUUUUACAAUUGAUUCUUUCGCACCUUACUUUAUAAACACUAAAGCUGUUCAGGAAGCCCUGAAAAGACUCUGUGCAUGAAUGAUUUCAAUGAAUUGGGUAUAAACUUCUUUGCGUA